AUGUCUGUUGUACUAGCUAUCAUUUUCGACGGAUAUUUCAACACCUAUUUCCAGCUGACUUCUAGAUUAUGGGCAGAUGGAGACCAAUAUCGCUAUGCAGUGCCACCAAGAACUGGCGACCAUUGGGAGAGGAUAAUGAAACGAAUAGAUCUGUAUGAUGAGGAUAUAUGUAAAGGCUGGCGGGAAGAUAUCGAUACCCUUUUGGUGUUUGCUGGCCUUUUUUCCGCUGCCGUCACUGCUUUUUUAAUCGAAUCUUAUAGCUGGUUGCAGCAGCCAGACCAGACCACGAACCUACUUCUACUGCAACUCAAACAGCAACUUCAAAGUGGCAACGACACGGAUCCGCUCGAGGCCUCCGAUAUAGGAUUUUCUGUUACUCCACUCGCGAUCCGCAUUAAUAUCUUUUGGUUCUCCAGUCUCGCAUUGAGCCUAUCAUGCGCGAUCGUCGGCAUCCUUUGCAAGCAAUGGCUUCGCGAAUACAGACGCGAUGCUGCUCUGAGUCCCAGAGACGCGUUAAUGCUGCGUCAAACCCGGCUGGAGAGCUUUGAAAAAUGGAAAGUGAAUGACAUCUUGUCCGCUUUACCUCUUCUUCUACAAGCCGCGCUGGUUCUUUUCUUUGCGGGCAUCGUGGAUCUCCUAUGGUCUUUGAACACCGUUGUUGCAGUUGUGUUGACCUGCGAGAUUGGGAUUGCGCUGGCAAUAGUGUCAAUGACUACCGUUUUACCUUCCCUUGCGCUCCUAAUGAAUGCAAAUCUACCCUGUGCCUACAAAUCUCCUCAAGCAUGGAUAUUUUACCGCCUACUCCAUUCUUCUGUUCGACUUGUUGAACGAAUCAGUCGAGGAACACAAGUUACGAGAUCAUCGUUUCGUUUUCAUCUGGACUCCAUCUUCCGAAUUAAAAAUUGGACCGCUGGUGAUAGGCUCUGCCACCGCUUUUCCAAUACAGCAGCAUCAGACAACUUUCUGCUGAACGACUGCCUUGGAGCAGCAAUGCACUGGGUCUACUCCGAGUACAGAGAUAAUGUGUCCAUGACUCCUCAUAUCUUUUAUUGUUUAGAAGAACUAGAUGAAGAGACACUGGAAAUUGCCACCGGUAAAAACAACUUGAAGUCCAACUACUAUCUCUAUUGCGACCUCAUCAAAGACCUCCCUCGAUCUCAAGAGCGGCAAAAGUUUGCCCUCGAAUUAUUAAUCCGCGAUAUCAACGCCAACACGUCUAGUCACGUCCAACAGUCCCUCCACAUUUCUCAUCUGGCAUCCGAAUUGCGAUUUGGUGUAGCCGUCAAUAUGGACGAAGAAUUCGUCCUACAAAUAAUCCAUACCAUACGACAUUUUGCACAAUGCUCAUUCGACGGGCCAGCAUUGAGCUAUCAGCUUCUCCUUGAAGUUGCCUAUAUCUUCUUGUUCUGCUGGCGCGAUGGCUCAGAUGAUGUUCGUCGGCAUUGUUUCCUUGUUCUUGAUGAUCUCGAGCGGUGCAUUGAGCGUCUCGCUAACGCUAACCUCACGCUGAGAGCCAAAUUCGGCUUUGACUUCACUUGGCUAAUGAAUCAAUUCACCGGCACAAAUCCUGAGGAACACGUCUCACAGCCAUCGUUCGAUCCUCUCAACUCAUUUUACGACCCUCUCAUCUGCUCCGAACGAUUCUCAUUGUUCGUGAAAUUCCUCGAUGGGUAUCAUCACCCCGCCGACGACGUUAUGGACCCUUCAGAUCCAAUUGUGUCGGCGUGGAAACAGCAGAAAGCAUCGUUGGCAAUACAAGGAGGACUUCCCGCGUCACAUUUUGACUCGCAACACUUUCAACCCCCACCUGAUGGAUCUUCCAGUUAA
Lentinula edodes (shiitake mushroom) is the source of this 1827-nucleotide messenger RNA. RefSeq lists its product as uncharacterized. The transcript has 3 exons. The record is from RefSeq and is a predicted model, not a curated record. Bases 1 to 1827 code for a protein of 608 amino acids. Lineage: Eukaryota; Fungi; Basidiomycota; Agaricomycetes; Agaricales; Omphalotaceae.